AUGUAUUCGGCCAACCACUGGGGCGGCUCGUUCGAGAUCGCCGAUGGCGCGGCGGAGGACGACCACAGCCGCAACAUGGACCUGGACCGCGGCGCGCUGUCGGCGCGGCAGCACCACGAGCUGGACGAGACACAGCAGAGCUGGCUGCUGGGCCCGCCGGAGGCCAAGAAGAAGGACAAGUACGUGGACCUCGGAUGCAUCGUCGUCAAGCGCAAGGUCCUGUGGUGGGCCUUGUGGUGCGUCGUCGCCGCUUUCGUCCUCAUCGGCCUCCCCAUCAUCAUCGCCAAGUCCAUCCCACACAAGAAGCCCGGCCCGCCGCCGCCCGAUCAGUACACAGAGGCGCUGCACAAGGCGCUCCUCUUCUUCAACGCCCAGAAAUCCGGCCACCUUCCCAAGAACAUUGGCAUCAAGUGGCGCGGGAACUCUGGGCUGUCAGACGGUUCCGACGCCAAGGACGUCAAGGGUGGCCUCGUCGGCGGCUACUACGACGCUGGCGACAACAUCAAGUUCCACUUCCCGAUGGCCUUCUCCAUGACGCUGCUGAGCUGGUCGGUGAUCGAGUACAGCGCCAAGUACAAGGCCAUGGGGGAGUAUGACCAUGUCAGGGAGCUCAUCAAGUGGGGCACCGACUAUCUGCUACUCACCUUCAACUCCUCUGCUUCCACCAUCGACAAGUUAUACGCUCAGGUGGGUAGUGCAAAGAUCAACGGCAGCCGGCCGGACGACCAUUACUGCUGGAACCGGCCGGAGGACAUGGCGUACCCUCGGCCUUCACUGUCGGUGAGCUCCGCCCCGGAUCUGGGUGGCGAGGUCGCCGCGGCCCUGGCGGCCGCCUCCAUCGUGUUCCGCGACAACGCCGCCUACUCCAAGAAGCUGAGCCAGGGCGCGGCCACCGUGUACAAGUUCGCGCGGCAGUCGGGGCGGCGCACCCCGUACUCGCUCCGGCAGCCGGACAUCGAGUACUACUACAACUCCACCAGCUACUGGGACGAGUACAUGUGGAGCGCGGCGUGGAUGUACUACGCGACGGGCAACAACAGCUACAUCACCUUCGCCACCGACCCGCGGCUGCCCAAGAACGCCAAGGCCUUCUUCAACAUCCUCGACUUCUCGGUGUUCAGCUGGGACAACAAGCUCCCGGGCGCCCAGCUGCUGCUGUCGCGGCUGCGCAUGUUCCUCAACCCCGGGUACCCGUACGAGGAGUCGCUCAUCGGCUACCACAACGCCACCAGCCUCAACAUGUGCAUGUACUUCCCGCGCUUCGGCUCCUUCAACUUCACCAAGGGCGGGAUGGCGCUCUUCAACCAUGGCAAGGGGCAGCCGCUGCAGUACGUCGUCGCCAACUCCUUCAUCGCCGCGCUCUACGCCGACUACAUGGAGGCCGUCAACAUCAACUACAUUCUUGGUGACAACCCCAAGAAGAUGAGCUACGUGGUUGGGUUCGGCAAAAAGUACCCGCGGCACCUGCACCACCGUGGCGCGUCCACGCCGCACAACGGCGUCAAGUAUUCGUGCACCGGCGGCUACAAGUGGCGAGACUCCAAGAAGGCGGACCCGAACCUCCUGACGGGCGCCAUGGUCGGCGGGCCUGACAGGAACGACGGCUUCAAGGACUCGCGCAACACCUUCGGGCAGAACGAGCCGACGCUUGUGGGCAACGCCGGCCUCGUGGCGGCCCUGGUGGCUCUCACCAACAGCGGCAGGGGAGUCGGCGUCACCACCGUCGAUAAGAACACCAUGUUCUCCGCCGUGCCGCCAAUGUUCCCCGCCGCUCCGCCGCCGCCGUCGUCAUGGAAGCCGUGA
Miscanthus lutarioriparius is the source of this 1803-nucleotide messenger RNA. The record is from the annotation of a GenBank genome assembly. Lineage: Eukaryota; Viridiplantae; Streptophyta; Magnoliopsida; Poales; Poaceae.